Molecule: messenger RNA, 613 nt
Organism: Benincasa hispida (wax gourd)
Lineage: Eukaryota; Viridiplantae; Streptophyta; Magnoliopsida; Cucurbitales; Cucurbitaceae
Source: RefSeq, a predicted model, not a curated record
UUUUCUCCUCAAAACCAUGGCUUCCAAAAUCCUCUUCCUCUGCCUCUGGUUUUUUUUCUCUUCUCUCUCCCCUUCUCCCAUUCUCUCUAUAUAUACUCACAUUUCACCAAAAUUCCAACAACCUUCCAAAGAAAAACCAUUAACAAUCCCUUCUUCUUCUUCUUCUUCUUCUUCUUCUUCUUCUUCUUCUUCCUUCCAUCAAUUCAAUUUUCUCCAACCCAGAAAACAGAGCACCAUGUCAAAGAGUGCAGCUUGCAGAGCCUGGUUCGUGGCGGCGAGCAUUGGCGCCGUCGAGGCACUGAAAGACCAAGGCGUUUGCCGGUGGAAUAACGUCAUUAAAUCUCUGCAACAACAUGGGAAGACCAAGUUCAGAUCUUAUUACCAAGCUAAGAAGCUCUCUGCUUCGUCUUCUUCCGCCAUUGCUAACCAGAUCAACAAAUCUCGAGAGGAGAAGAUGAGGAAAGUCAUGGAUUUGAGCUGUUUGGGACCCAGUACUAUCAGAUUCUAGAUCUCGUUAAUGCGUUUUCAUCAACUUUUUGAAAUGGUGGUGUUGAGAAAUUGGUGAACGAAAUUAGCCAUGGGGGUUACAGAUUAGAUGCUAUGGAAGAUGUGA